UAAUGUGUUCAGAGCAUGACUUACAGGCAGAUGACAAAGGCAGUUCAUUCGGUUUUGAUUUCCUAAUAUUAUGACUGCCAAAUAGGGCCCCAUCAAGGUCUCUCUAUUACUUUCUUCUGCACUUGUUGCAGCUACUGCUCUCCACAUUUAGGAAUCAAAAUCUGUUUCAGUCCACAUCACUGCUGUACCAAGAGGCACAGAAAAACAAUCAAAGAAAAACAAAGCUCUGAUAACAAUUGAGUUAAAUUUUUUUAUUAUAUUAACAGUCCACAGAUGCCUGCUGUCAUUGAAUUUGGCCCCUAUUUUGUUGUAUGUCAUUCAUCUCCUCCUGCCGGGCCCUUUCUCUGUUUUCAGUUUCGUUUUUCUGCUCAGAAGGCUAAUAAAGAGACGGGUUUAAAGACCAGAUUCCGCUUCUCAAAGAAACACACAGACCCCUCACCACUACAGUGACAGCAGCACAGAUGGACUGCAAUCUUAGACCGUACCAGGAGGAGGUGGUGCAGGCAGCACUCAGAGGAGAGAACAGCAUCAUCUGGCUGCCCACCGGUGGAGGAAAAACCCGUACUGCGGUUUACAUCACUAAGAAACACCUGGAGACCACAGCCAAUGCCAAAGUAGCAGUGCUCGUCAAUAAGGUGCAUCUGGUAGAUCAGCACUUUGCAAAAGAAUUCAGGCCUUAUCUUGGGAGUACAUACAAGAUAGCAGCCAUCAGUGGGGACAGUAAUGAGAAAGACUUGUUUGGGUGUCUAGUCAAGGCCUCAGACCUGGUCAUCUGCACAGCUCAGAUCUUGGAGAACGCCCUGAUCAACAUGGAGGAAGAAAAACACGUGGAGCUGACUGACUUUACCCUGCUGGUAAUAGACGAAUGUCACCAUACACAAAAGGAGAGCGUCUAUAAUAAGAUAAUGGGCCGCUAUGUUGAAAAGAAAGUGAGAAAAGAAGGGAAUCUUCCUCAAAUUUUGGGUCUCACAGCAUCGCCUGGUACAGGAGGAAAUAAGCAACUAGAUAAAGCUGUUGAACAUGUACUGCAGAUCUGUGCCAAUCUGGAUUCAGUAAUUGUGUCCACCAAGGAGUUUACUCCAGUGCUGCAGAAAGUCGUUCCCAGACCCAAAAAGCAAUAUGAUAUUGUUGAAAGAAGAACUCUGGAUCCAUUUGGCGACCACUUGAAGGCAAUGAUGUUGAUGAUUCAUGAGUAUAUGCCGCCAACGGUGAGUCGCAGCCUGCGAGAGAUGGGCACCCAGGAAUAUGAAGCUGAUGUGGUGGAACUAGAAAAAGAAGGUGUAAAGAAAGAGAACAGACUGAUUGCUCAGUGUGCUUUGCACCUGCGGCAAUACAACGACGCUCUUCUCAUUAAUGACACCGUUCGCAUGGUGGACGCCUUCCGGGGUCUAGACGAGUUCUACAAUUCAAGGAAAACCAAAUUGCUGGAUGGAACAGAUAUCUUUCUCCAGGGACUUUUUGAUGAGAACCGUGUGGAGCUUAAACAGCUGGCAUCAAAUGACCGCUACGAAAACCCCAAACUGGCCCAGUUGCAAUGCACAUUGCAGGAAGAGUUUAAUGAUGAAAACUCUCGUGCUAUCCUCUUCUCAAAGACCCGCAGGGGCACCCAUUGUCUGUUUGACUGGGUGAACUCCAACCCUGAGCUGCAGAGGGUCAACAUCAGAGCUGGCAUUCUCACAGGAGCGGGUACAGGUGCAAAUCACAUGACCCAGAAUGAACAGAAGGAAACCAUAAAACAUUUUAGAACUGGAAUCCUCAACCUCCUCAUCUCCACCAGUGUAGCUGAGGAAGGACUUGAUAUUCCAGAAUGCAACUUAGUUGUACGUUACGGGCUGUUGACCAAUGAGAUCGCUCAGCAGCAGGCCAGUGGGCGGGCUCGAGCUAUGAACAGCGUCUACUCAGUGGUGGCCGAAGAAGGUGGGCGUGAAAUGCGCAGGGAACUUACCAAUGAUCAACAAAAAAUUACUACAAAAAAAACUAACCAACAACAGCAAAAAAUUACCCACAGCGAGUUCAGACGCAAGAUAUCCAAGCUCCAAAAAAUCGCUGUUAUGACUAGAAUCCAGGCCGAGAGGAAAAAGGAUGAGAGGAAGCAGCGUUAUAGUCCUAGUCAGGUUCAGUUUCAAUGCAGAGAAUGCUUCUUGCUUGUCUGCAGUGGAGAAGAUUUAAGAAAAAUAGAAAAUGCUCACCAUGUCAACAUCAACCCUGAGUUUGAGAGGCAUUAUAUAGCAGGUGGGCAGGUCGUUCUGGAGAAGAGCUUUGAAGAUUGGGAGCCUGGACGGGUUAUCAGCUGCAAGAACUGUGGAAAGGAAUGGGGAAUGGAGAUAAAGUUCAAGAAGGUGGUCACACUCCCCUGCUUGAAAAUAAAGAGUUUUUCUAUGAAGACUCCUGGAGGCAAAUCCACUCCCAGGCAGUGGAAGGAUGUUGAGUUCCAGGUGAAAGAGUUUGACUUUCUUGAGGACAUGAGCAGCCAUUUCCAUGACCUAGACUUAGACGAAUGACCAUUUAAACUCAGGCAAAAGAUUGAUUGCUGUUAGUCACAAACUACUUAGUAUCAUUUAAAUAAUACCAAGUGGUUUGACUGUAUAUUUAGAAAGAUGUGCGUGUGUGUGUGUGUGUGUGUGUGUGUGUGUGUGUGUGUGUGUGUGUGUGUGUGUGUUAAAUGUUUUGACUGUAUAUUUAUUUAUAACAAUUUCAUAGAUUUUUUUUUUUUUUUUUUGGUGUCCAUCUCUGGGAUCAGGACUGUGCUGCUCUUUGAUUAUUAGGUAUUGUUGACAUUACUGUGCAAUAUGUCUCUAAAUGCACCUGAAGCUCUUAAUGGCCCCCAUUGAGCUCUAGUCUGCUCAGACUGAUGCUUUCAGAUUGCUUGAGCAUUUACAUAUAUUCAUUUAACAGAUGCUUUUAUCCUAAGUGACUUACACAUGAGGAGAAAUAUGAACAUGCUUCAUAAUGUGUGAGCCUUCAUUUACAGACUGGUUACAGGUUUGUUCAUAGCACUUAAGUAUGUUUCUUACAAAAAAAAAAUGUGUAUAAUGUAUGUCUUUUUAAAAGUCUGACCAUUUUACAUUUAUGCAUUACCACGUGAGAGUCUGUAUAUCACAUCUAGAAUAUAUGAUUUAAAAAAAAUGUAUAAUAAAACAUUUAUGCACUGAA
Cyprinus carpio (common carp) is the source of this 3153-nucleotide messenger RNA. Its product is annotated as ATP-dependent RNA helicase DHX58-like. The record is from RefSeq and is a predicted model, not a curated record. Gene Ontology annotation, molecular function: double-stranded RNA binding; DNA binding; zinc ion binding. Gene Ontology annotation, biological process: response to virus; innate immune response; positive regulation of interferon-beta production. Gene Ontology annotation, cellular component: cytoplasm. Lineage: Eukaryota; Metazoa; Chordata; Actinopteri; Cypriniformes; Cyprinidae.